Macroventuria anomochaeta is the source of this 1609-nucleotide messenger RNA. Its product is annotated as Septin. The transcript is spliced from 7 exons. NCBI's taxonomy places the organism in Eukaryota, Fungi, Ascomycota, Dothideomycetes, Pleosporales, Didymellaceae. Gene Ontology annotation, biological process: cytoskeleton-dependent cytokinesis. Bases 135 to 1259 code for a protein of 374 amino acids. Gene Ontology annotation, cellular component: cell division site; cytosol; microtubule cytoskeleton. Gene Ontology annotation, molecular function: GTPase activity; GTP binding; molecular adaptor activity. The record is from RefSeq and is a predicted model, not a curated record.
CGACACCUCCGCAACACCAUUGACAGCCGCGCGCCCGUCUCACCACCCCUCCCGUCUCAUCCUCUCGCCUGCAGCUGCCUUGCUCCAGGCCACGACCCGCAACUAUAUACCACACGCACCGCUCAGAGCCAGAGAUGUCUUCAAUGCUCAAGACCAGGAGGAAGAAGAAUGUCAAGAAGGGUAUCCAGUUCUGCCUGAUGGUGUGCGGCGCCUCGGGUACCGGCCGCACAACAUUCGUCAACACUCUCUGCGGCAAGCCGGUUCUCGAGCACAAGGAGUCGGACGACCCCAGCACCGCCCACGUCGAGGAGGGCGUCAAGAUCCAGCCCGUCACAGUCGAACUCGACGAGGAGGGCACGCGUAUCUCGCUGACCGUCGUCGACACCCCCGGUUUCGGCGACCAGAUCGACAACGAGGCCAGCUUCGGAGAGAUCGUCGGCUACCUCGAGCGUCAAUACGAUGACAUUCUCGCAGAGGAAUCGCGUAUUAAGCGUAACCCCCGAUUCCGCGACAACCGUGUGCACGUUCUGCUGUACUUCAUCACACCUACCGGCCAUGGUCUCCGUGAACUCGACAUUGAGCUCAUGAAGCGCCUCUCGCCCCGUGUCAACGUCAUCCCAGUCAUUGGCAAGGCCGAUUCGCUCACACCCGCCGAACUCGCCGAGUCGAAGAAGCUUGUCAUGGAGGACAUUGAGCACUACCGCAUCCCCGUCUACAACUUCCCUUACGACAUCGAGGAGGACGACGAAGACACAGUCGAGGAAAACGCCGAGCUCCGUGGACUCAUGCCCUUUGCUAUAGUAGGAUCCGAGGAUGUUGUUGAGGUCAACGGCCGACGUGUGCGAGCCCGCCAGUACCCAUGGGGUAUCGUUGAAGUCGACAACCCCCGCCACUCAGACUUCUUGGCUGUUCGCAGCGCACUGCUCCACAGCCAUUUGGCUGAUCUUAAGGAAAUCACACACGACUUCCUGUACGAGAACUACCGUACCGAGAAGCUCAGCAAGAGUGUCGAGGGUGGUGCUGAAGCCGGCUCGUCGAUGAACCCAGAAGACCUUGCCAGCCAGUCCGUGCGCCUCAAGGAGGAGCAGCUGCGACGCGAGGAGGAGAAGCUCCGCGAGAUCGAGGUCAAGGUACAGCGCGAGAUUAACGAGAAGCGACAAGAACUCUUGGCUCGCGAAAGCCAGCUCAAGGAGAUCGAAGCGCGCAUGCACAGGGAGCAGAGCGGGCACCUGCAAGACAACGAGCCAGAGGAGGCAUAAGCCGAAUCACCCAACAUAUACUUGUAAUAUUCGGGCUGACAUUCGGGCUGACAUUCGGGCUCAGGCUUUGCCUUGAGAGGCCAGGCUGUGUGAGUAGCGUGUUUCCAUUCGAUACAACACUGGGCGGACCUAAACCUAUUUAUUGCAGUACUAGGCGUUUGUAUUGAAGGGCGUGCGCACUGCAGAUGCUCAAGGUCGAGGCCAGGGACGUUGGGAUUCUGUUCUUCUCACCCCAGGCGGUGUUGCAUACCGUCUCGAUAUGACGCUACUUCUCUUAUGUUUCUUCAAAACUUCGAUACUUAUUCCCCCGCCUUUUGGUUUUCAUGUAGGAGAUAGUAAUCCACCUUUAU